This is a messenger RNA of Cicer arietinum (chickpea), 1451 nucleotides long. RefSeq names its product mitochondrial metalloendopeptidase OMA1-like. Gene Ontology annotation, cellular component: membrane. NCBI's taxonomy places the organism in Eukaryota, Viridiplantae, Streptophyta, Magnoliopsida, Fabales, Fabaceae. Gene Ontology annotation, molecular function: metalloendopeptidase activity. The record is from RefSeq and is a predicted model, not a curated record.
UGGGUCAUUCUUGUUGGAAUUAAGAACUAGUCGAGGAAACAACUAAUUGCUUUCAACCAUAAGAAAGUUACAAAAUUAGACACUAAUCUGGUUGAUUACUCUCCGUUUUUGUUUAUGAACGAUUCUUAUGAAUUCUGUUACAGUGUUACUUACUUCCGUAACCUAAUCGUCACACUCAUUCUAUUUCAUUUCAGUUAUAAAAUGACACUUAAACCUAACCUUACAUUUCUUCAUCUCCAUUUUCGAACCUUCAAUUCAACGAAGAACAAACCAUGAUGCUUUUUCACAGAUCAAAAAAACUUCCACUCUCUGCAUUCUCUUCAAUUUUCUCCAAUGUCAAAAUCAAAAAUAAAUUUCACAAUCCAUUCAUAUCUGAAUCCACUAGAUUCUACUCUGUGGAACCUGAAGAAAUUCCAAGUGGUUUCAUCGCUGGUUUAAAGUGGAAAUUCGAAAAACACGAAACCGUUCCGUUCACAAACCGAACGCGUUUCAUUCUUCCAACGAUUUCCUUCGAGAGAAAUAGAGGUCAAGAAGAGUUUGAAGAAAUUAAGAAAGGUUUCGAAGGGAGGACAUUGGAUUCAACGCAUCCAGAUUGUGUUAGGGUUUCAACGAUUGUUGAUAAAAUUAUUGAUGCAUUGAAUAAAGAGGUGAAGAAAAUGAGGCCUGCUGAAGAGAUUACUUUUUUACGCCGAAUUUGGUUGCGUUUAAUUCGAAGAUCGCCGCCUUCUACGGCGCAUUUGGAUGGAUUGAAUUGGGAGGUUUUGGUUGUUCGUUAUCCUGAUGUUGCUUGUGACUGUUACCCUGGUGGGAAGUUUGUUAUGUCUAAUGCUUUUUUUGAGCAUUUUGGAAAUGAUUUUGAGAUUGCAACUUGUAUUACUCAUGAGAUUGCGCAUAUUGUGGCCCGACACGGUGCCGAAAGGUUUACAAAGACGCUGUCGAUUAUGGCAUUGCAAAGUUUGCUUAAUCAAUCUGUCAUAACUUAUUUUAUCAAAGCCUUUCAAGAACGAAUAACCAGACGGCAUGAAAUGGAAGCUGAUUACAUUGGGCUUCUACUAAUGGCAUCAGCUGGCUAUGAUCCCCGAAUGGUCCCUAAAGUCUACGAAAAGAUGGGAAAAUUUGACGAGGCUAAAAGUGUGCCCACAAGUGCUACUCAUCCAUCAGGAGCAAAAAGAGCCAAAGCAUUGGCUCAACCUAAGAUAAUGGAAGAAGCUCUUAUUAUAUAUAAGAAUGUAAAAGCAGGAUUUGUGGUUUGAUGAUUUCAUUCUGUAGAAGCAGGCUACACAUUCAGCAUUUCACAAACUACAAAGUUGUGCUAAUGGUUCUUCAGUUCUAAGUCUGUUAUUAAGCAAUGGCAACAAGCAGUGUCUAAUUCUAAUUGUGUAAUCGUGCAAGUUUGAAUAUUAAAACAACUAAAUGACAACAAGAAACUGUUUUUAUUGCUUUUAACAUAA